Dipodomys spectabilis (banner-tailed kangaroo rat) is the source of this 2262-nucleotide messenger RNA. It is a transcript of the gene Cd2, whose product is annotated as CD2 molecule. NCBI's taxonomy places the organism in Eukaryota, Metazoa, Chordata, Mammalia, Rodentia, Heteromyidae. Gene Ontology annotation, biological process: positive regulation of type II interferon production; cell-cell adhesion. Gene Ontology annotation, cellular component: membrane. Gene Ontology annotation, molecular function: signaling receptor binding. The record is from RefSeq and is a predicted model, not a curated record. The transcript has 6 exons. The coding region runs from base 195 to 1313 and encodes 372 amino acids.
CUUGAGGGCUGUAGUGUGGGAAGCCAGCGCGGCUGGGAUGCACACCUGCUAGGCCAGGGAGGCGUGGGUCUGCCGAGUGUGUACACACACGCGUGGAUCCCGGCCAAAGGCAGCGUGAGUGCCGUGGGCCCUAGGGCCACUCUGGGUGUGCAAGGGACGCUGGGAGACCACCCACAAGGGGACGAGGCCCCAAGAUGGGCGCCCCACGUGGGCUGCUGGCCAGCCUCCUGUUGGCUUUGCACAUCUCAGCACUGGGCUCCGCCUCGCACGAGGUGCCAGUGGUCAGCGCCGCCGAGGGGCAGGACGUGGUCUUGGACCUCCAGGGCUUCGCGUGGCGCGAUGACGUGGCAGAGGUCCUGUGGGAGAAGGAGGGCACCCUGGUGGCACAGCGCAAGGGGGAGCAGGUGGUCGGGUGGCGGCAGGCCUACGAGGUCCUGCGCCACGGCGGCCUGAGGAUCCGGCAGCUCUUCGCCAACCACAGCGCCGUCUACAAAGUCCUCCUGUACGACGUGCACGGGGCCCAGGUGUUCCAUGCGGCCGUCCGCCUUCGAGUCCUGAAGAAGGUCUCCAAGCCCACGAUCUCCUGGGACUGCAGCAACGCCACGCUGACCUGUGAGUUACUGAGAGGGACCGACGCCCAGUUAAAGCUGUGUCAAAAGCAGAAAUGUUACUACACAGACACCCAGGCGCUCAUCCAGUACACCUGGGCCAACCUGGAUGCGCCGUUCAAGUGCACAGCACGCAACAGCGUCAGCGAGGAGGCCAUGGAGGCCACGGUCCGCUGCCCAGCCACAGACCACACCUACACGGAAGUGCCCUUCCCCGGUCUCCUGCCUGGGCACCCUCUGCGGAAGUCCGGGAUUUGGCCUCACGCAGACAGAGCUCGGUUCAUCUGCCUCGUGGGGGGCAUCGGCGGGGGAGGCCUUGUCCUGGCCAUCUGUGUGGGGCUGCUGAUCCUCUGUGUCAGCAAGAGGAGGAAGCGGAGGAGCAGGAGGAAUGAGGAGCAGCUGGAGAUGAUUGUGCACAGGACCACGUCCCGGGAGGGAGGCCCUGGGCCUCGCCCGACCUCCUCCACCUCCCCUCCUCCCCGGGAAGCUUCCGGCCCACCUCUGCCCCCUGCACCCCGGCGCCAGGCCCCUCGUGCCCAGCCCCCGCUGCCUGACGUCCGUACCCAGCACCCGCAAAAGAAGAGGCCUCCGCCGUCGAGCAUGCAGGCACCCCGGCAGAGAGGCCCUCCUCCACCCAGACCUCGAGUUCAACCAGAACCCCCACGCCGGGCCGCAGAGGGUGCCACGGCCGCCUCGUCCCCGUGAAGGACGCGGGCGGUGUGGCCUCGCUAGGCCUGCCCGUCCACCAGCGCGAGGUGUGCGGGACAGAGUCCUCACACGCAGCUACGAGUGAGAUCUGAGUGUCCGCACGGCCUGCACCCCAGGAGGAGAGGAGCAGUGAAGUAUAACCCACGUGUCCAUGGUGAGCAGCUGAGCACCACCUUCCUCCUGGGUCUGGGUCCUUAGUGGAUGCCACGCUGGGUGGCCCAUCCCCUCGGGGCCAUGUCUCCCACAGGCCGCAGGGGCUUCAGGGAGGACACAGGUCCCUGACCCUCUGUGGUGACUUGGCCCCGAGUCUGCCCACACAGGGAGCCCCGUGCCCAGGCAAGGCAGAUGUGCCCCCCCCCCCCAGCCCUAGAGGCAUAGCUGGGCAGGGCGGACCUCCAUGAACAUGCCUGACCUCUGGGCCUUCCCUUCCUGGACUCCUCAUGGAGUCCGGAUCCCUGUGGGAGAGGAGGGACAGCGCUGCUGAAGUCCACGAGCAGUGGCCGCCCGCAGGUCCCGGCCCUCCAGCCGCAGUGGUGGGUCGGCCGCCCCCACCGCCUCCUCCCCUUGCUUUUGGGGGUUGGUAAACCUUGUAAAGCCCGGGCAGGAAGUUGGGGGAUAAACCAAAACCACCCAGUGCAGUCAGGACUUCCUGUAGUGCUGGCUGAGGGCGGGACGGCUUCAUGCUUCAAGUCUGGGCAUUUGUUGUACGGCUGAUCACCAGGGCGAUGGUGACGGGAAGCAUCUGGGAAACUGAGGCUGGGCACCAGAGGGCUGGUGGUCAAGUUGCUCAUCACCAAGGGCUGGUCACACUUGGGAGUUUUAGAGAUAAUGAAUUCUCCUAAGAAAAAUAAAAAGUAGUGGCCAAGUGAACUAGUCCCGGCUCGGAAAAUCUCCAAGAAAGCCAAGCGUGUUGGAAAAAACUGUCUACCAGGCUCACAGGGUUGGA